Molecule: messenger RNA, 6543 nt
Organism: Empidonax traillii (willow flycatcher)
Lineage: Eukaryota; Metazoa; Chordata; Aves; Passeriformes; Tyrannidae
Gene: ACAN
Product: aggrecan
Exons: 19
Coding region: 31-6264 (2077 amino acids)
Biological process (GO): cell adhesion
Molecular function (GO): hyaluronic acid binding; calcium ion binding
Source: RefSeq, a predicted model, not a curated record
AGCACUGCACUGAACUGUUAAAGGUAAACUAUGACCACUUUACUAUUAGUGUUUGUGUGUUUGCAAGUCAUCACUGCAGCCAACUUUGUGGAGCUCUCAGACAGUAGUGAUGGCCUGGAAGUCAAGAUACCUGAGCAGUCCCCUCUGCGUGUUGUCCUGGGAAGCUCCCUGAACAUCCCUUGUUACUUCAACAUCCCGGAGGAACAGGACACCAGUGUUAUGCUGAACCCACGGAUCAAAUGGAGCAAGCUCUCAAAUGGGACUGAAGUUGUCUUGCUAGUGGCCACUGGUGGGAGAAUCAGGCUCAACUCUGAGUACAGGGAGGCGAUUUCCUUGCCCAACUACCCCGCCAUCCCCACCGAUGCCACUCUGGAGAUCAAGGCCCUGAGAUCCAACCACACUGGGAUUUACCGCUGUGAAGUGAUGUACGGGAUUGAGGACAGACAAGACACAAUAGAGGUCCUAGUGAAAGGCAUUGUAUUCCACUACAGAGCAAUCUCCACAAGGUACACCUUGAACUUUGAGAAGGCAAAGCAGGCCUGCAUCCAGAACAGUGCUGUUAUUGCCACUCCUGAGCAGCUGCAGGCUGCCUACGAGGAUGGGUACGAGCAGUGUGAUGCUGGCUGGCUGGCUGAUCAGACUGUCAGGUACCCCAUCCACUGGCCCCGGGAGCGCUGCUAUGGUGACAAGGAUGAAUUUCCAGGAGUGAGGACCUACGGUGUCCGUGAGCCAGAUGAAACUUAUGAUGUUUACUGCUAUGCAGAGCAAAUGCAAGGGAAAGUCUUCUAUGCCACUGCCCCGGAGAAGUUCACCUUCCAGGAAGCCUUUGAGAAAUGCCGCAGUCUGGGGGCGCGUUUGGCCACCACAGGGGAGCUGUACCUGGCCUGGAAGGAUGGCAUGGACAUGUGCAGCGCGGGCUGGCUGGCCGACCGCAGCGUCCGCUACCCCAUCUCCAGGGCACGGCCCAACUGCGGGGGGAACCUGGUGGGCGUGAGGACCGUGUACCUGUACGUCAACCAGACGGGGUACCCACACCCCGACUCCCGCUACGACGCCAUCUGCUACAGCGGGGACGACGUUGAGACCCUGAUCCCAGGGCAGUUCAUCGACGAGACAGGGAGCGAGCUGGGCAGCGCUUUCACUGUCCAGACUGUCACCCAGACCGAGGUGGAGCUGCCCCUGUCACAUAAUGCCACGGAGGAGGAGGCCCGUGGCAGCAUCGCCACCCUGGAGCCCAUUGAGAUCACACCCACCGCCACCGAGCUGUACGAGGGCUUCACUGUCCUGCCCGAUCUCUUCACCACCAGUGUCACAGCAGAGACAGCUGCCACAGAGGAGGAAAAUGUGACCAGGAGGGAUGUCUCAGCAGUGUGGACUGUGCCUGAAGAGGUCACCACCAUAGACUCAGGCGCUGCCAUCACCACCAUAGCCUUAGGCACUGCUGUCACCACCGAAACAGCAGAGGUGAGCUCAGUGGAAGAGAUUGUGGGGGUGACUGCCACCCCAGAACUGGAGUCUGCCUCAGUGUUCACAGUGGAAGAUCAACUGGUGCGAGUGACAGCAGCCCCUGGUGCCGGUCACCUCCCUGAGCAGCCCAUCUCCCCCACGGGUGUGGUGUUUCACUACCGCUCUGCCACCAGCAGAUAUGCCUUCUCCUUCAUCCAAGCCCAGCAGGCCUGUCUGGAGAACGGCGCAGUGAUCGCCACUCCCCAGCAGCUCCAGGCUGCCUACGAGGCUGGCUUUGACCAGUGUGACGCUGGCUGGCUGCGGGACCAGACAGUCAGGUAUCCCAUUGUAAAUCCCCGAAAUAACUGUGUAGGAGACAAAGAGAACUCUCCGGGCGUGCGGUCGUACGGCAUGCGCCCGGCCUCGGAGACCUACGACGUGUACUGCUACAUCGACAGGCUCAAGGGUGAGGUGUUCUUCGCAACCCAGCCAGAGCAGUUCACCUUCCCAGAGGCCCAGCGGUACUGCGAGAGCCAAAACGCCACGCUGGCCUCUGUUGGCCAGCUCCAUGCCGCCUGGAGGCAGGGCCUGGACAGGUGCUACGCGGGCUGGUUGGCUGACGGCAGCCUCCGCUACCCCAUCGUGAGCCCCCGCCCCACCUGCGGCGGGGACGCGCCAGGCGUCAGAACCGUCUACCAGCACCACAACCAGACGGGCUUCCCUGACCCGCUGUCCCGGCACCACGCCUUCUGCUUCAGAGCUCUGCUUCCUGAGGAGGAGGAAGGGAUCACCCCAUUCUUCGAAGAUGUGCUGGCAACACAAGUGAUCCCUGGCGUGGAGGGGGUACCCUCUGGGGAGGAGGUGACCGUGGAGACAGAGUUUGCCACUCAACCUGAGAAUCAGACAGCCUGGGGGACAGAGGUCUUUCCAACCGAUGUGUCACAGCUCUCAGUGAGUCCAUCUGCUUUUCCUCCAGCUACCAUAAUACCAGAGGAAACAAGUACCAAUGCUUCCAUCACUGAAGUGUCAGGGCAGGUGAUUGAAUCUGGAGAAAAUCAAGUCAGCGGUGAAUCUUCGGCAUCCGGGUGGGUGUCUGGAGUCCCAGACGCAAGUGGAGAACCAACUUCUGGAGUUUUUGAACUUAGUGGAGAACACUCAGGGAUCGGAGAGAGUGGAUUACCAUCAGUAGACCUGCACACCAGUGGCUUCCUACCUGGAGAGAGUGGGUUGCCCUCAGGAGACCUGAGUGGUGUGGCUUCUGGUGUUGUUGAUAUCAGUGGCCUGCCCUCUGCAGAGGACGAGGUAUCAGUGUCUACUUCAAGGAUACCAGAAAUUAGGGGGAUGCCAACAGAAGUGGAAAGCAGUGGGCUGCCUUUUGGAGCUAGUGGAGAAAUCUCUGGCACUGAGCUAGUCAGUGGCACGUCAUCUGGAGAGGAAAGUGGACUCGCCUCUGGUUUUCCUACCAUUUCCCUUGUGGACACCACACUGGUGGAAGUCGUGACAACAGUGCCAGAACGGCGAGAGGAGGGAAAAGGGUCCAUCGGAAUCAGCAGUGAAGGACAUCUGUCAGGGUUUCCAUCCUCUGAGUGGGACAGCAGUGGAGGAGUCCAAGGCUUGCCCUCAGGAUCUGAGCCCAGUGGGGAGCCCUCUGGAGCGCUGGAGCUCAGCGGGGAGCCCUCUGGGGUACCUGAUCUCAGUGGGCUGCCCUCUGGAGGGUCUGAGCUUAGUGGAUUGCCCUCAGGACUGGAUGUCAGCGGAGAAACACCUGGAACACAUGAGGUCAGUGGCCUGGUGGACCUCAGUGGCCUUACCUCUGGAAGUGGUGAGGCCUCCAGCAUUACCUUCGUGGAUGUCACUUUGGAGGAAGUGACAACAACCCCCUCGAUUACAGAAGCAGAAGCAAAAGAGAUUUUGGAAAUCAGUGGAUUGCCUUCAGGAGCUGAAGAUACAUCAGGCACAGUAUCUGGGAGUUUAGACAUCAGUGGUGAGCCCUCUGGGCAUGUAGACCUUGGUGGCAGUGUGUCCGGAGUGCUGGAGAUGAGUGGAUAUCCGAGUGGAGUGAUUGACAGCAGUGGAGAUGUCUCUGGAGUUGAUGUCACCAGUGGUCUGCUGUCUGGAGAGGAAAGUGGAUUCACUUCUGGCUUUCCCACAGUGUCUCUUGUGGAUACCACUUUGGUGGAAGUUGUAACACAGACAUCAGUUGCACAAGAGGCGGGAGAAGGACCCUCUGGGAUGAUAGAAAUCAGUGGAUUUCCUUCUGCAGACAGAGGACUAUCUGGAGAAGGGUCUGGAGCUGUUGAGACUAGUGGAUUUCCUUCAGGGACAGGAGGCUUCAGUGGAGAGCCAUCUGGAAUCCCAUACAUCAGUGGAGAAUUUUCUGGAGCCACAGAUCUAAGUGGACAGUCUUCAGCAGUGACUGAUAUAACUGGGGAGGUCUCGGGGCUUCCAGAAGUCACUUUAGUCACUUCUGAUUUAGUAGAAGUUGUGACAAGACCAACAGUAUCACAGGAACUGGGCGGGGAAACAGCUGUCACAUUUCCCUACGAUUUGGGGCCGAGUGGUGAAGCCUCUGCAUCUGGUGAACUAAGUGGGGAAACAUCUGCAUUGCCAGAAAGUGGCCUAGAAACAUCCACAGCUUAUGAAAUCAGCGGUGAAACAUCUGCAUUUCCUGAAACUAGUAUAGAAACAUCCACGACUCAUGAAAUUAGUGGGGAGACAUCUGCAUUUCCUGAAUUUAACAUAGAAACAUCAACCAUUCAAGAAAUCAGUGGGGAAACCUCUGCAUUUCCUGAAAUUUUCACAGAAACAUCCACAAUUCAAGAAGUAAGUGGGGAAACCUCUGCAUUUCCUGAAAGUAGCACAGAAACAUCCACAAUGCAAGAAAUCAGUGGGGAAACAUCUGCAUUUCCUGAAAUUAGAAUAGAAACAUCCACAAGUCAAGACAUCAGUGGGGAAGCAUCUGCAUUUCCUGAAAUUAGAAUAGAAACAUUCACAAGUCAAGAGGCCAGGGGUGAAAUAUCUGGCUAUCCUGAAAUUAGCAUAGAAACCUCAACAGUCCAUGAAAACAGUGGAGAAACAUCUGCAUUUCCUGAAAUCAGCAUAGAAACUUCCACAGUGCAUGAAAUUAGUGGAGAAAGUUCUGCAUUUCCUGAAAUUAGAAUAGAAACAUACACAAAUCAGGAAGCCAGGGGUGAAACAUCUGCCUACCCAGAAAUUAGCAUAGAAACUUCCACAGUCCAUGAAACUAGUGGGGAAACCUCUGCAUUUCCUGAAAUCAGCAUAGAAACUUCGACAGUCCAUGAAAUCAGUGGCGAAACAUCUGCAUUUCCUGAAAUUAGAAUAGAAACAUCCACCAGUCAAGAAGCCCGAGGUGAAGCAUCUGCAUUUCCUGAGAUUAGCAUAGAAACUUCUACAGUCCAUGAUAUCAGUGGGGAGACAUCUGCAUUCCCUGAGAUUAGCAUAGAAACACCAACAAGUCAAGAAGCCAGGGGUGAGACAUCUGCCUAUCCUGAAAUUUACAUAGAAACAUCCACAGUUCAAGAAGGAAGUGAGGAAACUUCUGCAUUUCCUGAAAUUAGAAUAGAAACACCCACAAGUCAAGAAGCCUGGGGUGAAACAUUUCCUGAGACUAGCAUAGAAACAUCCACAGUCCAUCAGACCAGUGGGGAAGCAUCUGCAUUGCCUGCUGCUAACAUCAAAACAGCUGCCACAUCUUUGGCCAGUGGGGAGCCCUUUGGUACUCCCGAGGAGGAGAUUACUGAUGCAACAUCUGGAGCUGUGACACACUCCAUAGCAGGCAUUUCAGGGGAAACCUCUGUCCCAGACUUUGUAAUUAGUACCAGGACUCCAGAUGCUGAAACAACACAGGGACCCAGGAACCCUGAAGAGGCUCAGCUUGAAAUAGAGCUUUCCCCUCCUGCGUUGUCAGGACAAGAGACGGAGACAGCUGCUGCUCCAGACAAUCCCCAUCUGUUGGCCACCACUACUGCUGCCCUGCCUCAAGCCUCACAAGAAGCAAUUGACGCAUUAGGACCCACUACAGAAGACACUGAUGAGUGCCACUCAACCCCCUGUCUGAACGGAGCCACCUGCGCUGAUGGCAUCGACUCUUUCAAAUGCUUAUGCCUUCCCAGCUACGGAGGGGACCUGUGUGAGAUCGACUUGGAAAACUGUGAGGAGGGCUGGACCAAGUUCCAGGGCCACUGCUACAGGCACUUUGAAGAGAGGGAGACUUGGAUGGAUGCAGAGACCAGAUGCCGACAACAUCAAGCCCACCUGAGCAGUAUCAUCACCCCAGAGGAACAAGAAUUUGUAAACAGUCAUGCACAGGACUACCAGUGGAUCGGCCUGAGUGACAGAGCUGUGGAGAAUGACUUCCGCUGGUCCGACGGGCACUCCCUGCAAUAUGAGAACUGGCGGCCCAACCAACCUGACAACUUCUUUUCGGCGGGGGAGGACUGCGUUGUGAUGAUCUGGCACGAGAAAGGCGAAUGGAAUGAUGUUCCCUGCAACUAUCACCUCCCUUUCACCUGCAAGAAAGGAACAGUGGCCUGUGGGGACCCCCCUGCGGUGGAGAACGCCAGGACCUUCGGUCGGAAGAAGGAACGCUAUGAAAUAAACUCCAUGGUGCGGUACCAGUGCAACCAGGGCUACAUCCAGCGCCACGUGCCCACCAUCCGGUGCCAGCCCAACGGGCAGUGGGAGGAGCCGCGGAUAUCCUGCCUAAACCCCUCCAGCUACCAGCGCAGGCUAUACAAGAGGAGCCCCAGGAGCCGGUCGAGAACCAGCGGCAGCGCCGUCCACAGACCCACCCAUUAGAGCGGGGCGAGAGACCGAGGGGAAACGCGCGAGAGAGAUUUUUAACGGAACAGAUAUAUUAACAGAGUCGAUUUCUUCUUCUUCUUGUUGCUUUUUUGUCAUAUAAGGGAAAAAAAUUAUAUUAAAGACAAACCCACCUUUGUGUAUAUAUAUAUAAAAAAAAAAAUUAAUGUUUUUCCAAGCACCAAAGCAAAACAAAUUAGAUCUCAGCAUUUUUACUAACCGUCCGGUUCCAAUUAUCUUCGUGCCUUUGGGGACAGGGAGGGGGGUGGGUCUGCA